AUGCCAGUACCUGACUACGGUGUUUGGAAGGGGUUGCCUGUCCAUUACGAGUAUGAAAAUCGCUAUGAGGACUCCCAUUCUCCUCAUCUUUCGUUGUAUUAUCACGAUAAAGAAGGAACCGUGCCUCACUUUGAUCCUGACUACCGUCUCAAACACAAGGGCAAGGCUCGAAAUAAGAACAGACCAAAGGAGAUUCCUGGGCUCUUCCGUGCAGCCAUCAAUAUUAAAUCCACUGAUCAAGACUCUCGACUUGCAUAUUGGGUAAAUCAAAACAUCAUCGAGCAUCCAAUUGCCAGAAAGCUUGCGAACCUGGAGUUCGGCUUUCAUUCUCUUCAGGACUCGGAUGGCGAAGGGCUGGACUUUAUCCGAAGUGACCUCUUUGAUACUAGAAGUGGUCGUGUUCUCCCCCAUGACAUCGAUGGCCCCGAUAAUGAUAUUAUUGAUGUCCUCGUGCCUCAAGUAGAGCAUGCUAUCAAUGAAAACGCGGAUAUAUAUCUGUUUGGAUCACGCUUCAAUACAAAAAAUGGAAUUCAUGACGUGCACAUGAACCAAGGCAACAUUGAGAAGUUCGCCGACGACGAUGGAGUCUCCCAGGAUGGAGGUCUUCUCAUCCACUACAAAGAUGCCCAGAAUGACCAAAAUGAUCAAUGGACUGGGAUAUUUCUCGCAUUUGCAUCACAAUCCAUCCACACUGAUGAUCAGCAAGGCCAUGCUAUUCCUGAUGCGUCUGGCCGCCUUGUGACCUGGGGUGAUUUCAUAACUCCAGAGCGCGUCGAGAGCUCAGUGGCAAUCAAGGAAGCAUAUGUCAACCCACCGGGACCAGACGACCGUUCUAUUAGACGGCGAAAAUCAAUAACGCUCGAGAACCUUACCCACCACAAAGUCUCUCUCUCAUCGUGGAAAUUGAAGAAUUCGGCAGGCCAAGUGCAAGAACUUCCUCACAAUGCAGCCUUGAAGUCCAUGGCUACCGGAAUGUUUGAAGUACCAAACUGGAGUCUGUUGAAUGAGGGUGAUACUAUCACUCUGCUUAAUGAGCAGGGGUUAAAGGUUGAUGGUGUGAGUUACGGAGCUCGUCAGGGACGCAUGGAAGGUCAACCUAUUGUCUUCGCGCACUAG
This is a messenger RNA of Aspergillus clavatus NRRL 1, 1116 nucleotides long. RefSeq lists its product as uncharacterized. NCBI's taxonomy places the organism in Eukaryota, Fungi, Ascomycota, Eurotiomycetes, Eurotiales, Aspergillaceae. The record is from RefSeq and is a predicted model, not a curated record. The transcript has a single exon. The coding region runs from base 1 to 1116 and encodes 371 amino acids.